UGUCUUUCCGACCGCUCUUGUCAAUUCUCAUCUUGAACCAGUGCAAGUUAGGCCUAACCCCAGCCAGCAAGAGUUUUCUUUAAUUUUUUUUUCAUCUUUCGUAUUGCCCAUAUCAUUUUCCUUGAUGCUCUUGCCCAUGGAUGAUUGAUUCAGCCCAAAGUGAGUAUCAUCACCAUAUCUUAAACCUGAUAAGAUAACCUUCCAUCAGCAGUGCUUGCCCAUCUUUCCAUCGAUUUGGAUUCCUUAUCAUCGUUGCAUUUCCAACUAUCAUCCGGGCAGCUCAUCUAUUCGUCUUUGACGCCUGUCAAUCGUUUUCCAAUCAACAUCCACCCUCAAGCGACAUCCCUUAAUUCCUUCGUAUCGAAUAUAUAAAGGUGCCCAUCCUCUGCUGAUCCUCUGUCAACCUUCGAGUACACGCUUCCUACUACAACUUCGACUUGCCCUCAUCCCGACUCAGCCUUCAACUGGGUUUACCAUACAUCACUACACCUCAACACAUUAGCAUCAGCAUUAAUUCAGAAUCAAAUUCACAAAAAAAAACCAUUGAUAUAUUCCUGCUUCCUUCAAGUUCAAGCUCAACUCUCGACACCUAAUCAAGGCGCAUCUUCGCAAUGCAAUGCCAAUCGCCUGUAGCCAUGCGCUCGUCCGCUGAACUGAAGCGCAUGGAAGCAUUAAUCAAAGCCACUGGAAUCACUACCCCGAUAACCGUGUCCCCUUUUCCUCCCGUCCAGCUCGAUGUGGAAGCAUGUUACAAUCAACUAAGCCAUCCCAAAGACCAACGGCCGGAGGACAUUGUUAUGCGCCAAGCCUUGGAACUUUACUGUAGUUUGAUAUCACCACCCACCACACCGACGGAAGCCUACAAGUCGGGGUACCAAUCCGAACAGGAUCAUUUACCAGUUACACCAUCAGGAAUAUUCCAGUGCCGGGACGGUUACCGUCAACCAUCAAUAGUCUAUGACGAGCCCAAAGAAUGCGACUUCGACCCUGCUACGGAUCCAAACCGCCCUUUUGGAUUCGCUUCAGGCCAAAAUUUCUUGACUCACCAUAAUUAUUUGUCCCAUCAAUCACAUCAGACCCACUACAGCUGGUCUACACCCUCCACUGUCUCGGACCAUGAAAACAGUGAUGUAGACGAGGAUGACCCAUUUGCCUGCUAUCCUUCAUCUCACCCUCUCAGACGUAGUCAAAACUCAGGCGGUAAUUCUCAAGUGAAUGUGGCCCAAUGCGGGAGGUCAUCCUUCGAACCAUCUCUACACAAGGUCUCGCAUUCUUACUCAUCCCAAGAUCGGAUUCAAUUCUCUGCACCGCAUUCCCUCGGCCCACGUAAUGGAUCGUCUACUGACGUACGGUCUCCUGGAAGUAUCGCCCAAUCCGCUGCACGCCGGAGCUUUUUCAGUCCGCCUGAAGAGGCCACUGUGCCUGAACCCAAGCGAGCUGGCCGCAAACGAUCCUUUUCAGUGGUCUCAUUCGUCAAACAUCGUAAAGCACCAUCGAUUCAUGCAGGAUCCCUUCGUAUUUCCGGUCCGACGCCAAUUGAUACAACCCAUUCCACCGUAUCCUCUGGUACAUUUUCCAUCCCUGUUCGAACAUCCCAAUCAUCAGGAGCAAGAUUGUCAUCGGUGGGUUGCUUAUCCCCAGCAUUGGAGAUGAAUGAGGACAUUUCACCCAUCAAACCAGCUUCAUCGAGACCAAUCCCAUCGCGAAAUAACUCGAGAGCCGUGACUCCUCAAGACGAGGAAUCAAAUCCAAUGAACAUCUCUCGCAAAUAUUCUAGUCGCCCUGAAACCAAAUCCCUUUGGAGAACUAUCAAGAGCACAUCAUCUCGCACCAGCUUAAACGUCGAACGACCGCUCAUUCCACAUUUACACCACUAGAGCUCCACUGAGAUAUCGUAUAUAGUCUUUGGCUUUCAGCCUGUUCAUAUCACAUUAACAGCCGCGCUUUGUCGGCUCGUUGAUUCCAUCUUUUCUUUUCGAAAAAUUGGAAACUCCUGCGCAAGAACAUUUUUUAAUCAUUUGGGCUUCUUGUAAAUAUCCAAUCAAGCACCACACUCCUUUUGUCAUGUAUGUAACCUUGUGCUUUUUUUUCCAACUUGCUAUAUCAUCUCACUUUUACUUUCUAGAUUACCAUCUUAUUCAUUACUAUUGUAAAAAGGCUGGUCUUUUUGGUUUUCUUAUUCAUUUUGGGAUUUUGUUCUUAUUGAUUUUUAUUCUCAACUCUAUGCACGUUUACAUCCAAAUACAUUCACCUUCGUUUCUUUCAGACUAAAACCAGCCUUUCCG
Molecule: messenger RNA, 2285 nt
Organism: Puccinia graminis f. sp. tritici CRL 75-36-700-3
Lineage: Eukaryota; Fungi; Basidiomycota; Pucciniomycetes; Pucciniales; Pucciniaceae
Exons: 3
Coding region: 612-1877 (421 amino acids)
Source: RefSeq, a predicted model, not a curated record